Molecule: messenger RNA, 3961 nt
Organism: Vicugna pacos (alpaca)
Lineage: Eukaryota; Metazoa; Chordata; Mammalia; Artiodactyla; Camelidae
Source: RefSeq, a predicted model, not a curated record
UUAUCUCUUAGACUGGUAUUUGAUAGUGUGAUAAGAGCUUCCAUGGUGUGGAUCAUUGCCUUCAUGCAUAGAUCUGUUGGAGGGUCUCUUACCCCAUCCCUUUGCCUGGUUAUGAACGUGAUUUCUGAUGAAACUGGAUUGGAAUAAUUUUCAUGAUCUUUGUAUAUUUAUAUAUAUAUAUAUAUUUUAAAAUUUUGCAUUUGACUUAAAGUGCCAUGAGAAAAUUUGCAUAUUGCAAGGUGGUCCUGGCCACCUCCUUGAUUUGGGUACUCUUGGAUAUGUUCCUGCUGCUUUACUUCAGUGAAUGCAACAAAUGUGAUGAAAAAAAAGAGAGAGGACUUCCUGCUGGGGAUGUUCUAGAGCCAGUACAAAAGCCUCAUGAAGGUCCGGGAGAAAUGGGGAAACCAGUCGUCAUUCCUAAAGAGGAUCAGGAAAAGAUGAAAGAGAUGUUUAAAAUCAAUCAGUUCAACUUAAUGGCAAGUGAGAUGAUUGCACUCAACAGAUCUUUACCAGAUGUUAGGUUAGAAGGGUGUAAAACAAAGGUGUAUCCAGAUAACCUUCCUACAACAAGUGUGGUGAUUGUUUUCCACAAUGAGGCUUGGAGCACACUUCUGCGAACGGUCCAUAGUGUCAUUAACCGCUCACCAAGACACAUGCUAGAAGAGAUUGUUCUAGUAGAUGAUGCCAGUGAAAGAGACUUUUUGAAAAGACCUCUAGAGAGUUAUGUGAAAAAAUUAAAAGUACCAGUUCAUGUAAUUCGAAUGGAGCAGCGUUCUGGAUUGAUCCGAGCUAGAUUAAAAGGAGCUGCCGUGUCUAAGGGCCAAGUGAUCACCUUUCUGGACGCGCACUGUGAGUGCACGGUGGGCUGGCUGGAGCCUCUCCUAGCCAGGAUCAAACAUGACAGGAGGACAGUGGUCUGUCCUAUCAUCGACGUGAUCAGCGACGAUACUUUUGAGUACAUGGCCGGCUCUGACAUGACCUACGGCGGGUUCAACUGGAAGCUCAAUUUCCGCUGGUAUCCUGUUCCCCAGAGAGAGAUGGACAGAAGGAAAGGUGAUCGGACUCUUCCUGUCAGAACACCUACAAUGGCAGGAGGCCUUUUUUCAAUAGACAGAGAUUACUUUCAGGAAAUUGGAACAUAUGAUGCUGGAAUGGAUAUUUGGGGAGGAGAAAACCUAGAAAUUUCCUUUAGGAUUUGGCAGUGUGGAGGGACUUUGGAGAUUGUCACAUGCUCACAUGUCGGACAUGUGUUCCGGAAAGCUACACCCUACACGUUUCCAGGAGGCACGGGACAGAUUAUCAAUAAAAAUAACAGACGACUUGCCGAAGUGUGGAUGGAUGAAUUCAAGAAUUUCUUCUAUAUAAUUUCUCCAGGUGUUACAAAAGUAGACUACGGAGAUAUAUCAUCAAGGCUGGGCCUGAGACACAAACUCCAGUGCAGACCUUUCUCUUGGUACCUGGAGAACAUUUAUCCUGAUUCUCAGAUUCCACGUCACUAUUUCUCUUUGGGAGAGAUACGAAAUGUGGAAACAAAUCAGUGUCUAGAUAACAUGGCUAGAAAAGAGAAUGAAAAAGUUGGGAUCUUUAACUGUCACGGUAUGGGAGGUAAUCAGGUUUUCUCUUACACCGCCAACAAAGAAAUUAGAACAGAUGACCUCUGCUUGGAUGUCUCCAAACUUAACGGCCCAGUCACAAUGCUCAAAUGCCACCACCUAAAAGGCAACCAGCUUUGGGAGUAUGACCCAGUGAAAUUAACCCUGCAGCAUGUGAACAGCAACCAGUGCCUGGACAAAGCCACCGAAGAGGACAGCCAGGUGCCCAGCAUUAGAGACUGCAAUGGAAGCCGGUCCCAGCAGUGGCUUCUUCGAAACGUCACCCUUCCGGAAAUAUUCUGAGACCAAAUUUACGAAAAAACAAAAAAAAAAGAUUGACUGGGCUACCUCAGCAUACAUUUCUGCCACAUUCUUAAGUAGCAAAAAAGGAAAAGUGCUUUCCUCCUGCGGGAUGUAAGGUUUAUCAGCCAUUAAAGCUUCAGCGGCUCUUGGUCCCACUCGCUGUGAACCAGCCUUCCUGUCCAAGGACGUGAGACCACACAGUAGCGAGACUGUGCACGCUGAUGUUUACACGAUUGAAAGAGUCUUUCAUCCAGAAUCAUUGUAAAGAAUAUUCAGACUGAAACAAUCUACAAAAUGUGCUUUCGGGAGAGCUGCACCUUCUGUGGUUUGCUUGCACAUCAGGAAUUUCUGCUGAACGUGCUGUCAUAAUGAAGAGAUGUCCAAGGGUUUUUUUCUGAUUAGAACUGGUAGCCAGUAUAUUACAUAUGGAUAUAAAAGUAAACGAAAAAGAACUGGAACCAGAUUCAGAAUCAUGAAAACAUUUUUACAACAAUUAAAAAAAAACUAUAUUAAACAGGGUUUAAAAGAAAUUAAAACAGAACUAUGAGAAGUACAAUUUGUUAUAGUAUAGUAUAAAAUUUCUAUAUAGAUUUUAUACCUCACUGGGAAAAAUAACUGAUUCCAAUGACGUUCAUUUUGUUUUCAUCUGUGAUGGUCAUGGAUGCUUUUUUUUUCCUUGGGGUGCUGAAAUUGAGCUGAGAAAAAAGUGGCUCUUUGAACGUAGUUUUAAUUGCUUUCUAUGGUUUUUUUUUGUUUUUAAUUUGGUUUGUGGACUGUUGGAAUUGUAAUUUUUAAUUGCCUUCAAAAAUGGAGAUUUAAAAUAAUGUCUGGUUUCACUGAACAAGUUUGAUAUCUCAGUUGCUCUUGGGUCAGCCGGCUGAUAGACUUUGUCACACACACACACACAAAUUUCUUAUUAGAUUUUCAACUUCCUAAUUUGAUUCAGCUGAUAAUGCUUAAUACCCAAGAUUCAUACUACUGUACUACAGGUUUGUUUUCACAGCAAUAAAUCUUCUGUUCUUUUGUUUAUGAUUCCACUCAGCAUAAGGCCUGCACAAGUGAUUUAUUAUUUGGGUAUUUGGACAUGAUACAUUUGAUGGUUUUUUGAAAAACUUUUUUCACUCCAUACUCAGAUGUGCUUCAUUGUCAAGUGCAUAUUUAGAUUAGGUUCUUGAAUUGUAAUGUUGAUCUGCUGCUUCUUUUUUUUUAAUAAAAUUUGACUGAAAAUGUUUAAUUGGCAUUUUUUAAUGAGUUAGCCAAAGAAGUGCAGCUUUUAUUCCGUACUAUUAGACCUGCAUUUCUUCCCUAAAUUCCAUUUAGGUUAAAUCAGUUUUCUUUUUCUGAUUUUUAAUACUACAAAAUAGCCUGAGUAUUGACUAGAAGUUGAGUAUCAAUUAAUGUUUGAAUCUCACAAAGAAAAAUCUCACUGUGAAAUUUUUCCUGAUAUGUGAAGCAAUCCAUCAGCAAAGCAAAGUGCAUAUAUUUUCCUUCCUAUUUGUAAGAUUAUAUUUAAUGAUAUUCUUUUCUUUGAUUAUCAAAGACUCUCACUGCAGGCAGUGCUGUUUCUUGUGCCUAAGAAUGUUUCUGAAAGUUGCAUCACUAAUGUUACUUGGCAGGUUGAGCAGAAAGUGUCUCGUGUCCUGUUCAGGUCGGUGAGCACGAUGCGUGCGCGGACGCGCUGGGGUGAGGCUGCAGCACCGAAUGCAGACGUUCGUCCCCAGGAAAUCUGAGGUGAAGCAGGUGCUGGGUGGGACUUUUUCCUACUCUGUGAGCUGUGUUAAUUCUAUCUUUGGUAGGCCUAAUGCUUGAAUCAACCAGAUGUUUAAUCAAUAAAUUAUUUUCAUGCUCAGAAUUUCAGGUUUUAUACUCUAGUGUAGCUUGGUCAUAUUCUUUACUGUAAGAAAGCUUAACAGCAAUGUGACUUAAGGUUUUGUUGUAUUUUUUAAAAGGGUGAUGUGAGUGACUUAAUCCAUGGGUACUUUUAGAACCUGAUAGAUAACCCCAUUGCCUUUAUUUUUCUAAUUAAAGAAUUCCUACAUACUUUGGAAAUACAAAAUAUUCCUGAA